CACACUCAUAGCAUCCCCUUUCUGUUCAUACUCUCUCUUUCGCACUCGACCUUCUCCUUUUGUAAACACUCUCACUUGCUCUUUUGCUUGUGAAAUUUAACUCUCUUUCUCUCUCUGAGACAUACACGAGCGCACAAUCAUUUGUGGGGACAGCAUACUCGCUGUUUUCCUCGUGCAUAGAAGCGUAGAGCAAGCAAAACUAGCGUCUGACGUCUGAGCCAGAGCGGAGCUAAGCCAAACCUAAACCCGAACGCAGUCAAGUUGAGUCGCGUCGUCAUGGAUAUCGCCAUUCAGCAUCCUUGGUUCAGACGGGCCCUAAGCUCCUUCUACCCUGCCCGCCUCUUUGACCAAUUCUUCGGAGAAGGCCUGUUCGACUACGACCUCUACCCAUACGCCGCCUCCACCAUCAGUCCUUUCUACCGCCAGUCACUCUUCCGCAACUUUGGAGACUAUGCCAACUCAGGCAUGUCUGAGGUGAGAUCUGACAGAGACAGGUACUACAUAUACCUGGAUGUGAAACACUUCUCCCCUGAGGAACUCAACGUGAAGGUGAUGGAUGACUGUGUGGAAAUUCAUGGCAAACAUGGGGAGAGACAGGACGACCACGGCUACAUCUCACGUGAGUUCCACCGCCGCUACCGUCUGCCCGCCAACGUGGACCAGUCCGCCAUGAGCUGCUCGCUGUCCACCGACGGCAUGCUGACCCUCUACGGCCCCAAGACUGGCUCCGGCUCCGACGGCCCGCGCUCUGACCGCAAUAUCCCCGUCAUCCGCGAGGACAAGAGCAACGCCGCGCCCUCCUCUUAGACGGGCACCACCAGCUGUGCCAGGUGGCUGAGUGGGGGAGAGGAGGGGGAUGGGAAAGGAGGGGUGGCAUCGGGGCACCUGAGGGGGUUUGGGGGGAGGGGGGUCAGUUGAGUAGAGGUUUGGAACGGGCAAGGUCAGUGAGGUGUCCUUUCAUCCAUGUUGAAAACAUAGCCAGUGGAUGAGGGACAAUGGUCAAGCAAAUCCCCUCAUUCUGUGCUCCAAGUCCUACUCAUCCAACUCUAGCUCCCACCUCUUUCAGCCUCCUCCUUCCUCUUCCACCCCUAGUCCUCCAGAAAAGAUCACGGUGUACAUCUAGCCUAAUAUUCUCUCUCCUUUUCACUAGACCAUGUGCUAUAAUCACAACCAUUAAUAUCAUUGUCUUACACUGCUUCUGAGGAUGGAUGGAGAAGUGGGGGCGCAGGUGGGCGUGGUGGUUUGAACAUCGCUGUGGCCCCACCCGAGUCGUCAUACCUCCCAGGUCUAAUUGAAGGUGUCUUUGAGUUACACUAAAAAAAGCCUUGCCUACUUUCCAACACAAUUUUUGUUGGGUGAAGCAAAGUCGACCUGAUCCCUUGACCUCUCAAGGACACAGUUAAUGUAAGGUAGUAGAGGUGGCCAGGGUCAUAUCUUGCAAUGGGAAAGGGGUUGUUGAUACUGGGAGAAAAAGGGGGGGAUCAUUCAAGUUAGGUGUCCAAAGGUUUCCCAUUUCAGUUGGAUUAUCAGUCACUGGGACCACCCACCCAUCCAGGCUUCUUCUCCACUCCUUUGUCUUGACUCUUACGAUCCCUUCUCUCUUGUGUCAGACAAAACUUUCCUGUCCUGUAGCACUAGCCCCUGUUCUGCUGAUAUCUGAAAUUACUUGAGAGGUAUACACUAAAAAGUCAGUACAAUAAAGUUGUAUCAUUAACCCAUAAA
This is a messenger RNA of Sardina pilchardus (European sardine), 1722 nucleotides long. RefSeq names its product crystallin, alpha A (gene cryaa). Gene Ontology annotation, molecular function: structural constituent of eye lens. Bases 277 to 807 code for a protein of 176 amino acids. The record is from RefSeq and is a predicted model, not a curated record. Gene Ontology annotation, cellular component: cytoplasm; nucleus. The transcript is spliced from 3 exons. Gene Ontology annotation, biological process: lens development in camera-type eye; protein refolding; response to heat. Lineage: Eukaryota; Metazoa; Chordata; Actinopteri; Clupeiformes; Clupeidae.